This is a messenger RNA of Colletotrichum navitas, 1205 nucleotides long. Its product is annotated as carbon-nitrogen hydrolase. NCBI's taxonomy places the organism in Eukaryota, Fungi, Ascomycota, Sordariomycetes, Glomerellales, Glomerellaceae. The transcript is spliced from 4 exons. The record is from RefSeq and is a predicted model, not a curated record. Bases 250 to 1134 code for a protein of 294 amino acids. Gene Ontology annotation, molecular function: hydrolase activity, acting on carbon-nitrogen (but not peptide) bonds, in linear amides.
CCGCCCGAGAAUCAACGUCGAUGGGCGCUUCCACCGUCCAAGCAGUUCAGACACGUCCACGUUACAUGAAAAUCGUCACCGCUCAUGGCUGCACACACCACACGCACCUAACCUGUAAACAACCCGAGUCGUGAAGGCCACGUGGACGGCCUAGACAGCAUUCAAAAGGCUGACAACUCAGGCAUCCCUCCGCUUUCCCAGAUCUUCCCGUCCCAAGGAGCAUCCCGGACUCCCGUCUCAUCUCGUAUCAUGGCGAUCGCGGCUGUCGGUCAGAUAUGCUCGACGGCAUCGUUGUCGCACAACCUCGAGCAAUGCGUGAGGCUGGUCGCCAAGGCGGCCUCAGGUGGCGCAAAGGUCCUCUUCCUCCCUGAAGCCUCGGACUACAUCGCCUCGAGCCCCCAAGAGUCCCUCUCCCUCGCCCAGCCGCAGUCCAAGUCCCCGUUCGUGCUAGGUCUCCGGGAGGCAGCAAAGACCCACUCCCUUGCCGUCAGCGUCGGGAUCCACGUCCCCAUCCCCGAGGCCGCCCCGGACGCCUCGAAGUCUGUCUCGAAGCUCCUCAACCGCAGCCUCUGGAUCAACGCCGACGGCACCGUCAACCAGGCCGCGACCUACGACAAGCUUCACCUCUUCGACUUCGGCUCCCUCCGCGAGAGUGCAACCGUACAGGCCGGCACCUCGCUGACACGUCCGUUCCCCACCCCCGUCGGCCGCGUCGGCAGUCUCAUCUGCUUCGACCUCCGAUUCGCCGAGCCGGCCCUCGCGCUGACGCACCCGGGCCCGAGGAGCCCCUUCGUCGACCCCGCCGUCGGACCCGCCCAGGUCCUGCUGUACCCUUCCGCCUUCACCGUCCGGACGGGCCAGGCGCACUGGGAGACGCUCCUGCGGGCCCGCGCCAUCGAGACGCAGAGCUGGGUCAUCGCCGCGGCGCAGGUGGGCGCGCACAACCCGAAGCGGAGCAGUUACGGGCACAGCAUGGUUGUCGACCCCUGGGGCCGGGUGAGGCUUGAGCUCGGUGGCGUGGACGGUGAGGGCGGGGCGGAAGAGGGCGCCGAGGGGGCCGUUGGCUUCGUGGAUGUGGACCUGGACGAGUGGGCGAGGGUGAGGGAGGGCAUGCCGUUGGCCAGACGCACGUGACGAUGUGUACCCUGAAAUCUGAAUACCCCUGGAACAUGUGAUCUGUCACAUUUCCAACAGGCAGGGUCGGG